CACCCCCACCCCGGCUUUGCUUUUCUAUGGAAGCUGAGCAUUCUGGAGAGUAGCGAUUCAGAAGCGCAGCUGUCCCCGUAGCUGGAACAUGGAAGCUUCUGCAGUGGACAAAUUCCAAAAAGAAGGCCUUGUAUCACAGGAAAGUCACAUAGCUUCAGCUGGAAGGACCUACAACAGUAUGCCCUUCCAGAAUGUGGCUGAGGAACAUGGGCAGGUGUGGAUCAGAAGAAAUGUAAGAGGGGUGUCACAGCCUGCAUUGGAGGACAGUUACAUGUGCCAAGACGUAGAAGAAAAUUUUGGAAAUUCAGGGGGAAUGAAGGAAAAAAGAAACCUAAUUGGUGGAAGAAAGGAAUCUUUUGCUAAUUUGGACAUUGGUUUCCAUGAAAUUUCAGUCCGCCCAAAUAUUCCGAAAGAAGAUAAAAACCAGAAAGUUGGGAUGAAACCUCAGAUACGAACAUGCACAGAAAGUUGGGAUGAAACCUCAGAUACGAACAUGCACUGGAAAACCCACCCAGGAGAGAAGACGUUUAAAUGUCUCGAAUGUGCGAAGAGAUUUAACAGGAGCUCCGAACUGAUUAAGCAUAAAAGAGUUCACACUGGAGAGAAACCCUACGAAUGCCCCGAGUGUGGAAAGAGCUUCAGUCAAAGCAGAAACCUUACUUCCCAUCAAAGGACCCACACAGGAGAGAAACCUUACAAAUGUGUGGAGUGUGGAAAGUGUUUCGGUAACAGCGGCGUUCUCGCUUCCCAUCACAGAAGCCACACCGGAGAGAAACCCUAUAAAUGUGUAGAGUGCGGCAAGUGCUUCAGUCAAAGUGGCAUUCUCACGGCACACCAAGCGAUGCACGCUGGGCAGAAGCCCUUCCCGUGCCUGGAGUGCGGGAAGAGGUUUCGCCAGCUGAUACACCUCACCUCUCACAAGAGGAUUCACACGGGAGAGAAACCGUUCCAGUGCCUAGAGUGCGGGAAGAGUUUCCGCCAGCACAUACACCUGACUUCUCAUAAAAGAACCCACACGGGAGAGAAGCCGUUUCAGUGCCGAGAGUGCGGGAAGAGUUUCAGCCAGAGUUCGCACCUGAUUCGGCACGAAAGGACCCACACGGGAGAGAAACCGUUUAAAUGCCUCUUGUGCGAAAAGAACUUCAGCCACAGCUCCGAACUGGUUCGACACGAAAGAACUCACACAGGGGAGAAGCCGUUUAAAUGUCCGGAAUGCGAGAAGAGUUUUAGCCGCAGUUCCGAACUUAUUCGACAUAAAAGAAUCCACACUGGGGAGAAGCCCUACAAAUGCCUGGAGUGUCACAAGAGCUUCAUCGACAGCACCAACCUUCUUAGGCAUCAGAUAAGCCACACGGGGGAGAAACCCUACAAAUGCCCGGAAUGCGGGAAAUGCUUCAGUCAGAGCAGAAGCCUGAUGGCGCAUCGGCGGAUUCACACCGGCGAGAAGCCCUUUAAGUGCCAGGAGUGUGGGAAAUGCUUUAGCCAGAGCGGGAUCCUCACGGCACAUCAAGGCAUGCAUACGGGACAGAAACCCUUUAAGUGCCUGGAGUGCGGAAAGAGGUUCCGUCAGCACAUCCACCUCACCUCCCACCGAAGAAUCCACACGGGCGAGAAGCCAUUUAAAUGCCCAGAGUGCGGAAGGAGCUUCCGUCAGCACAUCCACCUCACCUCCCACAAAAGGAUUCACACCGGGGAGAAACCUUUCAAAUGCCAGGAGUGCGGCAAAAGUUUUAGUCACAACUCCAUCCUUAUUUCUCACGUGAGAACCCACACCGGAGACAAGCCUUUCACGUGCACGGAGUGUGGAAAGAGCUUCACCUGGAGCACCCUCCUGAUUAGACACGAACGGACCCACACAGGGGAGAAACCUUUUAAGUGCCCCCAGUGUGGCAAAGGCUUUAGCGAGAGCUCGCUUCUUAAUAAGCACCAGAGGCGUCACGCUGGGGAAAAACCAUUCAGAUGUCUGGAGUGCGGGAAGCACUUUUUUUCUAGUACGCUACUUAUUCGACACCAGAGGAUUCACGCGGGGGAGAAACCGCUGAAUAUUUGGAGGGUGGAAAAUGGAUCAGAAACGGUUUGAGGCAAAAGAAUUUUGAAGAGGAGAAAAUUCUUAGCCAUUUGCAAUAGUGGCGAGUAUCUGUAGGAUGAGGGUGAAGGUUCGUUCUCCAAGCUUGUGGGUUGGUUUCCGAACGUUUCAUUACCAGGCUAGGUAACAUCUUUGUUGUUUAAAAAUAUAAAUUAUUGCAGCCUUUUUCUAAUUUUGUUCUUGUGAUAACACAGGAGCAUAAACAUCUGAAGAACUGUGGUUUAAUAUACAAUAUGAAACAACAACAUUCAGGGAGCAUACAGAAUACAAGAUAGUCAGUUAUAUUCAAACGGUUGAAGUGAGCUAAAGAUUCCAACUGCCAUUUCCCUCAGACAGUCUCUUAAAGGGAUACUACCCCAGAAUACUCUGCUGACUCAUUCUCUAUAUAUAUCACUUCUGCCAGUCAGCUACUAAAUCAUAAUGACCUUGACAAUCUUCUUUAGUGGACUUUAGAGGAUGCCAGUAUUCUCCAGUGUUCACAAGACCCUCACUUGACACACCCACACCUGAAGCCCUUAUAAGCGGAAAAACACUGACACCAACAUCUCCUAAAGAUCUUACCUAGCCUGGUAAUGAAACGUUCAGAAAACAACUCACAAGCUUGGAGAAUGAACUUUCAAUCUCCAGUAUUUAUAUGCCGUGGUGGCAUUCAGCAGCAUUUAGGGGAUGUCAGUGUCAAAUGAGGGUCUUGUGAUGGGUCAGGUGUGAGUCAUCAGUGAGAGGCUUGUGAUGGGUCUUGUGAUGGGAGAUUAUAUCAGGUUAGGAUCAUUCGGAGGAGAACUGCUAGUGGGGAGGGGCUUGUGUGACCCAUCACAAGACGACCCUCACUCGGCACUCCCACACCUGAAGCCCUUAUAAACAGUAGAGCGCUGACACAGAUGUCCCCUAAACACCACUGAGGAUGUUAUCUAGCCUGGUAACGAAAUGUUCGGAAAACAACCCACAAGCUCGGAGAACGAAUCUUCACCCUCAUUCUUGCCGUGAUCAGAAUGGGACAAAAGGUGGUCAUGUCCUAAAUCCAGCAAUUAUUUACCAGAAAUUUGCAGAGCAAGGAACCAUAUUUUUCAUGGAAUAAGAGUUUUUGUCUCAGCCCUGUAUCAGUUCUCAUCAGGAAAUUCCAAGAGGCAAUGUGAAGCAGAAGUGCACAAAAGAAGGCAGGGUAGCAAUAUAUUUCUAGGAAACGAAAACUAUCAUGAAUCUGUUGUCUAGGUCAGUGAUGGCAAACCUUUUAGAGACCCAGGGCCCAAACUACAAUCCAAAAUCCACUUAUUUAUCACCGGGUGCUGGGUGGGCGUGGCCACAAUGGUAAUGGGAGACUGGGUAGGCGGGGCCAGGGUGGCAGGGGCCAGUCCCUUAUCUCUGGGACACGGCACACGUGCCCACAGAGAGAGCUCUGAGUGCCGCCUCUGGCACGCGUACCAUAGGUUCGCCACCACUGGUCUAGGUGCUCUUGGCUUCCUUUGAAGAGUUACAUUGAAGAAACUCACUAAUUUAACUCCUAUGGUUUAAAAAUGUUUCUUGGUCACUUCAGCUAAGAUUCUCUAGGUCAGGGGUCCCCAAACCCCAGUCCGUGGACCAGUACCAGGCUGCAGCAUGCCAGCAAUGGGCUGCACAAACAAGC
Molecule: messenger RNA, 3707 nt
Organism: Crotalus tigris (Tiger rattlesnake)
Lineage: Eukaryota; Metazoa; Chordata; Lepidosauria; Squamata; Viperidae
Product: gastrula zinc finger protein XlCGF26.1-like
Exons: 3
Coding region: 89-2080 (663 amino acids)
Biological process (GO): regulation of transcription by RNA polymerase II
Molecular function (GO): RNA polymerase II cis-regulatory region sequence-specific DNA binding; DNA-binding transcription factor activity, RNA polymerase II-specific
Source: RefSeq, a predicted model, not a curated record